AGGAAUAGAUUUUGCCCCAUCGUAUUGAACUCCGUGACCGCACGAAAAGCAAGCAGACGAGAGUGUCGAUGUGCAGAGAGUUUGCCACUGUUGUCACCUCGCCGUGCUCCCCUUCCCACAGUCACCCACCCAGGGUGGAAAGCCAGGAUCUGAUGUUGGUGGGUAUAUGUGUGUGUCGGGGGUGAGGGAGGGGAUGAUUCUCGAUUCCUCCUUCCUUCCCUCGACACUCACGCUCCUGGACUCUUGUUCACUCUUUUGCUGCAGUCUCCGACCGGUCGAACCCAUCCCCACCCCUCCUCUCCCCCCCCAUGAGACCCGCGUUGGGUCCCAGGCAGCCGUGCGCAUGCGCCGCCCGUUGCCGCUUUGCGGAGUCGCGUUCCGCUGGCUGUCAGGCGGCCGUCGGCCUCGCGUCUGGGUGAUGGUGACAAGCCCAACGCGAUUCCUCCCAGACCGCACCGCGAUAUUUUUCUGCAGCAGCGCAGCGCGGCGCGGCGCGACAGCAAGAGGAUAAAGAUGCACCCGCCACGACUCGCCUGCACGCCGCCGCAUGACCUUUGGUGCGCAUCCGCUUCUGCUUUGUGACGCAUGCACUUAACGCACGCCGCGCUGGCACGCGCUCGCAGCAUGACUUCAUUUCCCCCGAUGGUAACCUUCCCCCUCUAUGACACGGAAGGAAUCCUCUCGGGCGAUAAGGAGCAAUAAACAAUUAUGGGAUGUUAUCGAAAGUUUCGCACGUGUUGACAAGACUGAUACCUUAUCAUCUUUCCAAGAUGUGUGUGUAAAAAAAAAAAACAAACGAGGGUUCCCUUGUCCGGGGUUUACCUGCGGCUCGGUAGGACUUGAGGCGUAACCGCGGACUUUCACAAGUUCCCACGUACUCUGUCGAACUUUUCUUGGAACAUCUUGAGGGCAACAGGAAACGAACUAUCUUCCUGACGUGAGUGCAAACCUGAUAAAACCCUCGAGACGACGCAAAUCCGGAUAGCUCGAGACGAGUUGUGACCUCCGUUACACGCAUGACAAGAUCUCGGGUCACACUCCAGCAGAGUGUGACGAAAGGGGAUGUCGAUGGAGGACCUGCGACUGUCGACUGUGACGACACUCAGCAGGUGAGCGGCUUGCCGGGCCAAGGUCGGUCUUCUCCCCAGCUCACUUUUCUCCAUCGCAGGUAGGGAGGAGUUGAACCGCUCCGUGGAUGACGAGUUAAACCAGUUUGUGUUGCAGGUAUUGUGCGAGUGACAGAUCGAAGCAGUUGUUGGGGGACAAGUCAAUCCAGUCUGUGGGUGAUCAGCGGAACCGAUUUGUGUUUGACAAGCAAAAUCAGUUCCUCUCGCGGUGAAUGACGAGAUGAACCGCUCUGUGAUAUGUUGAAGUGGUAGUGUGUGUGCAUGGGUGACAUUCCGAACCGGUUCGUGGGUGACACGGUGAACUUGGGUAACAAUUAAACCACUGCCAACAAUAGCACGUGAAACUAUUUUGUAAAUUACAAGUUUAAAAACAUUGUGAAUGACAGUCGAAACUAGUGGAUGACAAGAGAGUUUGUUGGUGACAAGAAGAAGCAGUUUCGAGUUGACUAGCUAAACCAGUUUGAGACUAAAAAGCUGAACCACUACGUCGUGUGCAACAGCUCACAAAUGUUCAGUACGUGACGUGACGCAGCAACAACACGACCUUUGACCUAUACUACUACCACCGACCCACCCACCUGCGCGAACCAACAUCAGCGUCUUGGCAACAUCAGAAAAUGUUGGUCGUCGCUGGCUGAAGAAGCACUUUCAUCGUUUCUGUGGGGUGAAUGCUCCAACGACCAUCAGGAAUUGCCCGUCGCACAUUUCUAAGCUCGUUCCCCGAAUUGCAUCAUUUGAAAUCGGUCCAUGUCCUCCCGUGCUGUCUGUGAGUACUCCCUGGAGGACAGCAGCUGGUCAAAGCGGCUUUUCCACCGUUUGCCUCCAAUUUCGGGUGAGACAAGCCAGACAUCGCCACUCUGUCCACUGCAGUUGCCGGAUGGGAAGAAGUUAAAGAGGAAGAACUGGGUUUUUUUUCAAACUAUCAACAUAACUGUUUCUGUUGAUGUCAAGUCCUCUGAUUACAUGGCAUUUCGUAAUGUAAGAACCAUUUCUGUUACCACAUCACCAACGAGGCAUUGCCGAACAUGAGUGACACUCCCCCGAUGGGUAAUCGUCGUGCGAGGACAUAAUACCGAAGAAACCGAGGUAGAGGUUUCUGUCAGGAACGACGCGUGCAACGAGAGUGUUGUCGAGGAGAAAACGUGGACUUUAAUUUAUCUGCUCUUUAACGUUGCAGCUGUGUGUGGCAGUUGUAGAAAAUCAGUCAACGAUGUUGAAAUCCAGGGGAGGUAAAUUACAUCCUCCGUUAUCGCCCCCUAAGCCUCCACGCACCGCGGGCGGGUCCUGGCGCCCACAAGGUGUUGUACGGGACGCGUCACGCCUGACUGAUUCUGAUCGAUAAUCUACAGAAAACACACACACACACACACACACACACACACACACACACACACACACACACACACACACACACACACACACACACACACACACACACACACACACACACGCACACAUGCACACACACAAGGUGUUAGAGUGCACUCAAGUGCUCAGUACAGACAUCUCGCUACAUUGAUCAGUCGUUGCCCUUUCUUCUCUCGCUCGUUGGCGGAACUCGUGGGCGCAUCCAGACACGCUCGCGCCCUUGCGAAUGUGCGAGAGUCGAGAAAAGAGGCUUCAUUGGAAUCCGUGCUGAUAGACGGAGAGGUUGUGAGCAGGAAGGAGUCUUAUUUUUUUCAAGGAAGGAUGCUGUUAAACAUUCAUGAGACUUUUCUAGCAAGAAGCUUAUAAUCGCGGUGCGAGUUACAGUAGUUGGAUGUUCUGCUAAGUACAGGUUUAGUGAAAGUGAGUGGAGACAGAAGACAAGGUGAGUUUGAUUGCUGAGAAAGUUUGUUUGAAGACGGCAGAGGUUCAUAUGAACAAAAUAAAUUCAUCUGCAAUGACCGGUGCUGGAUCAAGUGGCUCAUUGUCUCAACUCUUUAGAAGCAGCAGUACCUUGAGAUUUCUUGAGUUUUUUUUAGUCAAAAUUCAACGCUGGUGUGAUAUGGAUGUCUAGGUCUGAAAAUUCAGGUAAGCAAGUAUUUGGUUGCGAAAUAUUUCUUUUUCAGCUCUGAAAAAAAUCCACCUGUUACUAGAAAUCAUAGAAAAUGACAAAACACUGGUACAAAGCGACUACUUUUAAAAAGGUGUAUGCUGUCUUUUGUGGAGAUGUAAACAAGUUUGAAGUUUUCAGUCAUGAAAUGCUUGCCAGACUCCAUUAAAUUGUAAAAGAAGACUGCAAGUCUUUGUGGGAAAAGAAGUCCCGACCACCUCUGAGUCUCAACAUGAGAUUAGAAACCUCGUGACUAGCACAGGAAGUAGUUCGGCCUCGUUCUGAUGGCGUGUAGGUCACAAGGACCCUGCAGCGCGUGUGCAACUUGACCUCGAUCACUGGCGCCAAGACCUGAGUUUCCGCAUCACUUCCCACGAUGGCCAGCCUCAUGUUGCCCCCUAAGGGCCUGGCCCUGUUCUUGACGGCCCUGCAGGUUCUGCAUGUUACUUUAUCUUCCUCAUUCCGCACGUCGGGGGGACUUGGGGGAGCGGCUCGGUACAUGUGGAACAGCAGCGCCGCCCCCAGCAAGUCGGCCUUCAUAGAUGGGGACGUCAUCCUGGGGGGACUGUUUCCGGUGCACCACAUGGGAGAGAGCUCGUGCAGUGGCAUCAACCUUGACCGUGGGGUCGAGCGCCUGGAGGCCAUGCUUUUCACGAUUGACGAGAUCAACCGCAACUCCUCCAUCCUCCCCGGGGUCAAGUUGGGGGCCACCAUCUUCGACACCUGUGGCCUGACGACGUAUGCACUGGAACAGUCGCUAGAGUUCAUCCGCGGCUCCUUCACCACCCUGGACACCACGGAGUUCGUCUGCAGCGACGGCUCCACGGCCCAAGCCAGGAAGGUCGGGAAGUCCGUGGCAGGGGUUAUCGGGGGGUCAUACAGCUCCGUGUCGAUCCAGGUGGCAAACUUGCUGCGGCUGUUCAAGCUCCCGCAGAUCUCCUACGCCUCCACCAGCGCCUCCCUCAGCGAUAAGAACCGCUACGACUACUUCGUGCGCACCGUUCCGCCGGACAUCCUGCAAGCCAAAGCGCUGGUGGACAUCGUGCAAGCCUUCAACUGGACCUACGUCUCGACGAUCCAUUCCGAGGGCGAGUACGGGAAGUCCGGGAUCGACUACUUCAAGCAAGAAGCUCGAGCCAAGAACAUCUGUAUCGCAGCCUCUGUAGAGCUUAGCGAGAAAGCCAGCGACGUCUCCUACGACAAUGCCAUCGCCGAAAUCCUCAGCAAGUCCGACGCCCGCGUCGUCAUCAUCUUUGUCAAAACGGAGGACGCCAUGGGGUUGCUGGAUGCAGCCACGCGCCGCAACCUUAGCGGCCAUUUUAUCUUCGUGGCCAGUGAUGCUUGGGGCAACCGAAUCGCCCCCGUGCAGAACAAUCAGCUGGCCGCGCAAGGAGCGAUAACUCUGGAACUUCAGUCGACUCCGAUAGCCAAAUUCGAGGACUACUUCUUAAAGCUGAACCCUCGUGAGAACCGCCGGAAUCCGUGGUUCAUCGAAUACUUCGAGGAGGUUCAUAAGUGUCGGUGGCACGAGAACUCUGCCAAGCAGCCCAAAGACAAGUUGUGCACUGGCUACGAGAAGCAGAACCGGAAGUUAGAGUCCCAGGAGAGCAAAGUCCAGUUCAUCUACGAUGCAGUGUACGCCCUCGCGCUGGCCCUCGAUCGCAUGCACCGUGAUGUUUGCCCCGGGGUACGAGGACUGUGCGCCAAGAUGAACCCCAUCGAUGGCGAGAGGUUGCUGAAGGAUUACCUGCUCAACAUCUCCUUUGAUGAUGGCUAUGGAGCUACGGUGCACUUUGACGAGAACGGCGACGGGCCAGGCCGCUACACCAUCAUGAACUACCAGCGCAACCGCACGACUCGCGAGUACGAGUACAAGCUGGUGGGCACGUGGGCCGACUCCCUGCUCGACCUGGACCUCAGCAAAAUCAUCUGGGCGGGAGGCACCAUGGACAUCCCCAGGUCGCGGUGCAGUGAACCGUGUGAGGAGGGCGAGAUCAAGAACAUCCAGAAGGGCGAGCAGUGCUGUUGGAUCUGCACCAAGUGCAACCCCUGGGAGUACAUCCGCGACGAGAAGACUUGCGAGUCGUGCCCCGAGGGCAGGUGGCCGUACGCCAACAAGACGGGCUGCUUCCAGCUGGAGGUUCAGCACAUGACCUGGGGCUCCAUCUACGCCAUCCUCCCCAUGGCGCUGGCCAGCGUGGGCAUCGGCUGCACCGUCUUCGUCAUCGUCCUCUUCACCAUGUUCAACAACACGCCCGUGGUGAUGGCGUCUGGGCGGGAGCUGAGCUACAUGCUGCUCUCCGGGUGCGUCGUCUGCUACGUCAUGACGUUCGUGCUGCUGGCAACGCCCUCGACGGUGUCCUGCGGCGCACAGCGCUUCGGCGUUGGUUUCGGUUUCUCCAUUGUGUAUUCCUCGUUGCUCAUUAAGACCAAUCGCAUCUCACGGAUAUUUGAGAGUGCGCGACGCUCGGCCAAGCGGCCACCCUUCAUCAGCCCCAAGUCGCAGAUUGUCAUGACCUGCGUGCUGAUCGCCAUGCAGGUGCUCUUUACCUCCGUCUGGCUGCUGGUAGAGCACCCCGGCACCCGCCUGCACCACCCGGACAGCCGUGAGCCUGUCAUCAUACUCAAGUGCUCCAGCGAUGACAUCUCCUUCCUGGUGUCGCUGGUCUACAACAUCCUCUUGAUCAUCAUCUGCACGGUGUACGCAGUCAAGACCAGGAAGAUACCCGAGAACUUUAACGAAAGCAAGUUUAUCGGCUUUGCCAUGUACACCACCUGCAUCAUCUGGUUGGCUUUCGUCCCUAUCUACUUCGGCACGCUCAACUCUUUCAAGAUUCAGAUCACGACCCUGUGUGUGUCCAUCUCGCUGAGUGCCACGGUGGCUCUCCUGUGCCUCUUCAUGCCCAAGGUCUACAUCAUCGUCUUCCAGCCGCAGAAGAACGUCCGCAAGCUCACCAUGAACUCUGCCUCCUACAAAAUGGCGCCAUCUGGAUCCACCGGCACGUCCAACAACUACGGUAAGACAGAAUCCAUUCCGCUGAAGGAAGAAAUUCUAGCGCCAUCUUCCGAGCACAUACGACUGAACGUCCAGCAGAGAACGGGUACAGCGGGGCCACAGACCUUGAGACCGACAGAGACAGCCUGGCAUCGCUGUAGACAGACGUAGACACAGGCAUCAGUGAAUCCUGCAGCGAUGUAGACAGACAUGGUGGAGCCUGGGCGGUGUAGACAGAGUAUUGUAGACAGAGCCUGCGUGAAGCCGACAGUGCUGUAGACAGAUGUCUGGAUCCUGGAGUGAUGUGAACAACAGUGUUGUGGAGCAGCGAGUGAUGUAGACGGAAACAUCGACAGAGGUAGACACAGCUGUGAGUGGUACAGACAGCUGGAGUGGAGGCUAGAGUCAUGUAGACAGAGCCUGCAUGGUUUUGCUCAAGCCCCCGGGUUGACUUUUCAGGGUUAGUCUUAACCAGCUUUCUGGCUGGACAGCUGGCUGCUGACGAGUGUGGUUUUAAACAAGAACAUCUGCCGAUUCUUCCGUGAUGUCUGCUCAUUUACUAUUUAUUACUCUUUUUUUAAAAAAAAAGUAUAAUUGUUGCUGUGGGAAGGGUUCGAGAGCGAGAGUAGUUAUGCCAGAAUCUGACAUUUUCACAUCAAAAGGUAUUUCAACCACGACCAACAAAAAUAACAGAAUCGUGCACUUUCUUGAUUCAUCCAGAGGUAGCAUGGAGGUCAACACGGUCUCCCUCAACCUCCGCCACCCGCCACCCCAAAAAAGAAGCAACUGCCCACACAGUGGGCAACCGUUUGCAGCAAUAAAUGGGGAAAAUAUUUUGCAAAAACCGGGCAGACAUAAGGGUUCAAAGGUCACAUAGAGAAAAAGUAGCGACAAAAGAAGCGUGAUGUUGUAUUGACAAAGAGAAGUGACUCGCCGAGAAAUCGAGAGAAGCUUCUUUUCCUCCGUGCAAGUGCCUGUCCGCCCGAGCUGUACCUGCAGUCUAGUGGUGACGUCAUUUCCGGGAAGAUUUGAACACGCACGAUGCUGCUGCCAUCAACUUCGUACACCUUCCCUUGGGUGGGGUGGGGAGAGAAAGUGCGUGUGCGAGUGUGCAUUUUUUUGUUAAAGGUGUAUGUGUAAAUGUUUAUAUGUGUAAACAUGUGUAUUUAUGUCGACGUGUGAACACGUGUAUGUAUGAUGCAGCCGUUUAAAGAAGUACCUGUCAGGGUACUCGUUGUUCAUUGAAAACUGUUCUCAGACCUCCAUGAGGACGAUCUGUUUCUAGCAACGCACUGCACGUCCACUGGCGCCAUGAUGGUCAGCUGUCUCCGACACCAAGUAACUGUAUCGUGUAUGAUGGAUCUGAAUUUGUUUUUGUUGAUGUUUCAGCAUCCAAACAGCCACACCCAGUAGCAUGCACAGUAGGAGCAGAGUCUACUUGUUGUUUGAUGAUCAGAUGUUGUGGCGAGAUGCUUUGUUAUAGUGAACAUUAUUUCUUCUCCCUCCAAACAUUCAUUGUCUGGAAAGCUUGUACAGUGAACAGCAUCGUCAAAUAUUUGUUUUCACAACUUCUGUAAGUUCGGGUUGGGGGAGCAAAAAGCACCUUAAGGCAGAGAUAAGUUUUUUGGUUGUCCUUUUCAAUCCAAAGUCUAAGCAGAUGUCAGUCUGGUUCCUUGGGACACCUCUGUUUAAUUUUAGUGGUGUUUAGACAGCAAUGGGAAACAAUGGACCGUUAUUUUAUUAAUAAGUUGCAUCUGGAUGAAUGAAACAGAAUAGUAAACAGAAAGUUUAAUACAUAAAUUGGUAGCGCAGUAUUUUGUUAUUUUUUCUGAAAACUAUUUCAAUUUUUGUUGUUGUAGGAGGAACAAGACCUCAAUCUGGCUAUUCCGUUUUCAAUAAGACAUUAAGAUCUGAUUUUAAAAAAAUUUUUAAAGCAAAAAUUUUAUUACUCACUAAAUAAUAAUUAUGAACGAUCACACUUUCUGACUGACUGUGUGUGUGUGUGUGUGGCAGACUUUGAGAGAUGAUGUGAGUGAACAUGACUAUGUGUUCGUGUGUCUGAACUAAAUGCAUUGUAAAAGUUAAUCUUUGUCUUUUCGUAGUAAAUUUUUCUACUCCAGUUAUAAGUCCAUCACCGCUUACCUCAAGACUAGUAGAUAUAAGAGGCUGCAAUAAGUAAUACAAGUCACGAAUCGUGAACCUUCUAGUGCAGGAUGAGAAAUGUAUCCCGCAGGAUAUCCUGGAGGAUGGAGAAGCAUUUGACAGGAUAUGAAACAUUCAACAGACUUGGCAAAAACGUGAAUAACACGUGUCCUACACCACAGGUAACUCCAUCAUACAAUGUUUUCAGGACAGGAAACAACUUUUCACCGCCUGUUCUGUAAAACUGAUGACAGUAUUUUCUGUCUGUGAAAAAAUUAUCUCAAAUAAUUGACAAAAAGGUCCAGGACUGAGAAAUGUUUGACCGGAUAUGAAAGUGUACUCUGCAGUCAAGCGAAGAUAAUCUGUAAUAUUUGAGGAAGUGACAUCAGAAACUCGUCGUAGCGGCGACCUCUGACCCUGACUUGAACUCGAAUUCAGAAAGUGCAUCAUUGGUUGUAAUGUACGUGGUCACGAACUCGUUUCUUGCUUGAUUUGUGAUUUGCAUUCAUGCAUGAAUAUUCAUGGUUUUCUUCUCCAUUCGUAAAUAGUCAAUCACACAUCAUAACAUUUCAAACUGACAACGAAAUAGAAGUCUGCGAAGAGAGAGAAAGAAAAAGGAAGAAGUCUGAAUUAGACAUGCCUUUGUAAACAUUUAGAUAACGAAAAAGAUGUUUUGUUCUAUAGAAAUGUCCCUACUCUCAAACGAAACAUUUUAUGGGAGCUUGAGAUAUCAUCUUCAAGAGUAUUUAGCUCACAAUUAGCGAGCAUGGAGACUUGUUUGCAUUUAUUAACAAAACCAACACCAGCUGUGCUUAAAAUAGAACAAAUAACUAACUUAAAAUGUAAAAAUAACAAAAUUUGAUUUAACCCUUGUGAGGGAACGAGGUUAUAAUGAUACAAAUUUUUUGUUUCGAAUUAUUUUUUCAAAAAAAUAUUUAUUUCUUGUGUCUUUUUUAUUAUUGCUAUUUUAGUGUAACUGUUCCUUCUUUUUUUAUAAAAAGACAAACUAGUGAAGAGUAACUCAAAAAGUUUCACAAUGGUCAGUUUUGAGAAACCAUGGUUAUCUGUGAGUUUGUGUCACUAACAUUGAAGAUGCACAACAGUCUUUAGCUACCCUCUGUACAGCCAAACCAUUAGCUACACAGACAAGACAGCCACCGGUUAUUCUAGAUAACUGACAUCAAUGACACUCAAAGACGAAAGUGGACAACCGUUUUUGUUUUUUUUUUCUCUUGUGCUUCAUGCCGGCUGCUUUGAAGCCGCUAACAAGGAAAUUAUAAGUUUGCAAAGGUGAAGAAGCUUAACCGAGGGUUACAUCCACACCAAGCAGCAAUGCAAGGUGUUGUGUCUUCGUGCACGAGCUUGUUUUCCUUCUCUGCUUCAUUGGAUUGAUUCGCCGACUGCGAGAGGUUUUUGCACGAGUGAUGCAGGGCGUGGAAGAUAAAGGGACCGCUGGAGACAGUAGGAAGAGAAAUCAAAAUCCAACUCCAGGAAAGUUUUGACAUUUGCUGCCCAGGCGACUGCUUCUUUCUUUAAAGUCGGGUGCGGGGGUGGAUGCGGGGAAGGGGAGGGAGGAGGCUGCAGAAUUCACUCGAAACUAAUAUCCAUAGUAGGUGUGUCUCACCUUUUUCGCACACUCUCAGUUGCAAGGGCGUGCCACUGUGGCAGUCGGGUAUCCCACCCGGCGGUCUAUGCGACAUUUUGACAUCCCACCCCUACUUUUUCAGAUUUUCCUUUUUUUCAGUUUAUUUUUGUCUCCCCUUUGUUCGCCACUCUUUCUUGCAAAAAGGAGACACCUCCCUCCUCCCAUCUCUCUCUCCCAUCUCUCUCUGUCUCUCUCUCUCUCUCAAGCAGUUAUUUUAGUUCUGUCAUAAAAGCAACUAUUGCAUAAUGUCACAUUGGACGCUUCCUUUGUACCCUCCCUUCAAUCGUGGGUUCGAAUCCACACUGAGGGUUGUCUGUCUUCUCCAUCUUCUCCCGUCAUCUCUCUUUCCUCCGUUUUAUCCUUCCUUUCUUUUAUUGGUUCUUUCUUUUUGGUUGGAGCUCGUUGUGUUUUUUGUCAUUAAUCACUGAUGGGAUUUCUUGACAAAGCCUAGAACCCAGUCUGAUUGCAUGAACCUAAUUUCAUGCCAUCUAAGCAAGGACUUUUUGUCUUCAUCAAACUUUCUGAAUUUCGUUUGCCGAGAGUUCAUUACACUGAUAACCUCUAUCUGGUUUUUAUAAAAAGUACAAUUCAUUUUCGUGUUACAGCAACUCGGUUCUUUAUUGUGUCACACCAACUCAAAUAUAGACAUAACAACAACUCUGUAAACUUAGUAUACGAGGGCUUAAGAGCGAACAAGUUUCAUUGUAGAUAUUCCUUAGGUCCGUUGGAUACAUUUCCAGGUCUUCUUUGAAGACGGGGUGGACAUCAAGAGUGUCAACAACCAACAAGGAGUACUUCCGCUGUUGGUGUUUUACCUGUCUCCAAGACUGGAAAUUGUUUUCUUGAGACAAACUGUUACUGAAAACUACUCUGUAGGAAUGAGGAAUGUGUAUCCAGAAAGUUAAAGGCCACACUUGUACAAAUCUUUACUGUGUGAUAGCAGAAAUUCUAAAUGCACGAGGGUUAAAAAAGAUGAAUUUUUAAAUGUAUUUUUGAAUGUAUUUUUAUGCCUCAUUUUGAGGCUUUGAGGGAAAAGUGAUGGGAAAUUUUUUAAAAAUUUUUAACACAUUUAAGAUUGAUUGGAGAAGGAGAAAGAAUAUUUUUAUUUUUUCCAAAUUCUUGACAUUAGCUGUUUUUAAUAAUAAUAAUAAUAAUAAUAAUAAUAAUAAUAAUAAUAAUAAUUCGGAUCCGUAUGUAUGCGUGUUGUGCGUAUGUUUACAUUGUUCGUUCCUAUGACGAACAUAUUUUCUUCCUUUCCAUAAACAAAAAUAUUUACACCGCUUUCUCUUGGCUACCCUCUGUGCCCUGCAGUUAGUCUCCAAUAUUUAAAUUUCUCUCACGAAUUCUUGUGAUGUGUAUGAGUCAUCGCCGACAGCUGCAACAUCGCCACUUGGUUGACAACCUCUUUGUCAAUGCUUCCACUUCUGUUGCUGUAGCAGCUGCCUGCUUUCAUCUCGUGUCGUGGUCAAAAAUAAACAAUCUGGUCGUUUUCGCACAAGUACUGACAAAAAAAGCAUGAAUAUAUUCGCAUCUCUUAAAAAAAAAAAUAAUCAUUGAGUUUGAUCGACAAUGUGUCCAUUUUCUUAGAAAUUUAUUGGCUCCGUGCCAAAGUAAUUUGUCCGAAAUUCUGUCGUUUCUGCCAUCUGAUGUUUUGUUUGAUUUUUGUGUGUGGAUAAUAUGAAAAAUGUGUAUUUAUGUAGUGAAUCGCUCCACAUGCUGAUGUUGGUAUGUAACAAAGGAUUUUUCUACUUUGCCUUGGCACAAAGCCUAGUCUAAAAUGUCUGAUACAGUUUUUGUGCUCAGAAACAUCCGACAGAAUGAAUGAUUUAUUGUAUUUGUCAACAAGCAUCGUUGUGGCUUCGCUUCUUGAGUGUAAUGUUAUGAGACAAUCACCUGAUGUUUCUAUGUCUGCUUUAUAGUAUACAGUUCUAGACAGGUGUGAAUAUUUCUUUGUACUUUCUUCACAACAUCAAACAGGUAUUGAAUUUCGUCCAGACGUCUGGCUAAUACUCUUUACUUUUGCUUGAAAGUAAUCUUGAAUCACUUUGUAAGAUUGUUUUUGUAAACAUUUUAACUGGUGCUGCAGGAAAGUAUUCUCUCUCAGAGGUUUCUUAAAAGUUCUUCAAACAAGAUGAAAACUACAGUCAAAUGUUUUUGCUUUCUUUUGUUAAUACAAAGUCUUUACACUUCCCUGUUUUCCACAUUCCGAUGCUAGUUCUUGUUUUCCUUCACGCUGUUCAGGUCACGUGGCUGACAGAGCGCAAAAUGUCUUUGACAUCUUCUUCAAAUGCCAGAGCCGGUCGAAUAUUAGUUGGCCGACUGUUUGCUCUUUCUAUCCAUCUAUCUUUUUUUUCCCCUCGUCCUUUUUGUCAAUUUUUUUCCUUCCUGUUCAAGUGGUUUGCAAACCAAUUUUCUUCAUUUUCGAUUCGUUUUUUCUCACAUUCUUCUUUGAUUAUUUUGUCUUUUAACCUUUUAGUAACUGUGAGUAGAGAGAACGCCAUCCAUUUUCUAGAACUUAUUUUAUAAAAGUUUAAUUUUAAAAAUACUGAACGAGUCAUUAAUAAAUACUUACAUACUAUACCUGUGGCUACUUACUCAGAAUAGACCAACACGUGGUUCCCGUAGUAACCAAACAUAACAACAAUAAUGCCGCUGUAUGUUCAUUGUGCCAUUAAGGAAGUUACAAAAAUGUUCAUUCUUCUUUGUUUUGUGACUGUGAAUGGUUUUAGGUAAGUUUGAAAACAGUCAAGAAACCAAUGUACACUGUGAGUGUUUGUGAAGCUGUCCUGCUUUGAAGACCGGACGAACCCACAAACCUCCUUUGAUGCCGGCAACGAAUAAAUUGUUUACCCAUGCGAGUGUGCGCUCGCGUGUGAAUGUGUGUGCGCGUACGUGUGUUCGACCAAUUUUGUAUAAGAUUUGUUACAUCUACAAUGUUGUGAAUCCAUACGAUGUACAAGAAAGUACGAUCUUGUACACUGAACACUCAGUGAAGCCGUCACAUGUCACAGUGUACGAACAUUUCUCCGUGAUGUUUCUGUGUAUAUACCUGUUGAUAAUCGUUCUUAUUGCUUGUAAUUUUUUUUUUAAAGAGUCUUGAACUUCCGAUUGAAUAAAACGGAAAUCAAUCAAGCAAGGCCUGUAUCUGUGAUGACUUGUCGAGGAGGGUCGGGUGGACAUCAGUUCUGGGUGUGGGGCUGCCAGGGUGCAGGUGAAUGACCUCCCUUCACACACUUUACCGUUAGAUGCUGGUAGCUAACCCCCCCUGGGAGUGCACCCUGCUGGUUACUUGAAUCGCUGUGUAGUCUGUGACUGAGUUAUUACUAUGUUUGACCUGAGGGCUGUGUCACACUGGUGUGCAGUCCGUGACAACGUGAUUACUACGUUGGACGUAAAGGCUGUGUCAAAUGCGGCGCAAUAUGAUGUUGGCCUUUGAUGCUCAUUUUAAACAUGUUUGGGGAAGAAACCUCUCGCAAUAUUUACAUUGACAUUUCUGGAAGAAUGAAUGCUUUUGUCUUCGUUAUGCAUGAUGUGCAGUUCUUGGUCUUACCUGUUAUGCAAAUGCAGCAGUCGUGACUGUACACCUGUAUCCUUCUCUUACCUUCACAUUUUUAAUAUUACUGAAAAAUGAUAUUUUGGAAUGGUAUAAAAUUACCAGGAAAAGACCAGGAAGAGAAGUAUAGAUAGAAAUGUUCUGUAAAGACUGCUUUGGUCUCAAUUUACUUUACUGAAUACGAUUUCAUUGUCGGGGCACAGUUUUAUAUUCACCAUAAAAAUACUUUAAAGUAAACACAACACUCGUUAUGAUUUCUGACCCUCGUGGUCUUGAUUGAAGAUUGUGUUAAUCUCGUUUUAAAGCUUAAAUAAAAUUGACUUAAAAUACUACUUUUGUCAUCGGAACUCCUUCUAAACAGCUCUGAACACGAUGGGUCAAUCACAAUAGGAAAUUCUGGGACUGCAAGGCCAAUGGAAGAUGGUUAGGACUCCAAAGCUACGAGCGAUCUUUCUUUAAUAUUACAAAAAAAUAUUAUUUUCGGAAAUCAAGACCCUGAUCUUUUAGAAUUCUGGUUCCAUCGUCAAACACUACUGUACUGGAGGGCUCUACGACCUUUUAACCACCUUAGUCUCAAAGUUUCGUGUAGUGAACAGUUCACGGACUGAUGCCAACCAGUGUCUCAGACUAGUUGUGACUUUAUCUAAAUAACUUAUAUCAAUAAAAUAUUCAUAGAAAGAAAGCUGAUUACACAUUUUUCCCUUAAUUAAUCCUCUUUGCAAAAAGGAAAUGAAGAAUUAUAAGUGAAUAGAGAAAGAGGGGACAAGUGUUUUAGAAUUUGUUUGUUCUUUUUUAUUGGGAGGGAGUGGGUGGGAGUAGGGUGCUGUAUAUUUAUGUCGGUGAAAUACAGGGAUGGGGCAUUGAUGGUUGUGCAGUCUGGCACCUCCAUCUUCCAUCUGUGCCCACCCGUAUACUACCCUCCACCCCGUUUGGCUGCUGUACCACUCGAGAUUUCACACUUUCAUCAUUGUGUAAGAACAGGUGUGUCACAACUACUGCGUGCGUGCGUGUCUGUCUGUGUGUGUGUGUUCGCGCCUGUGUACGUAUCAAGUGUUUUCACAACACUGUAAAGACAGCUGUGUUGUCACGUGUCUUGACAGCCGUGUUGUGUCACGUAUCUUGACAGCUGUGUCAUGUGUCACGUUCAAUUUACAAGGGCCAGUCAGUCGGCGAGGUGCACGUGUGCAGCAGUUUGUCGUCAUGGCUACGCGCAGGUAGCGUCUGUAGCCCUCACAUCCACAAAGGUUUCUCAGGUAGGCGAACUGAACUUGCUCCUCUCCCUCUUCUUGUCUUGGAACUGGAGAUGGGUGUGGCUGGGGCAGAGCUUCAUGUCUCCAUUCUUCCUGUUUACAAACUUUUAAGGACAAAGGAGAAAAGCGCACCCGGAAUAGACAGUGGGGUAGGUUUCUUUUCUCUUCUGGGUAGGUCUUUGAGUGCCCACCCCGAGUGCUGACGUAGACAAAGAUUGAUGAUGGUGUUGCUACGAUGGUUCUUUGCGAGUGAAUCUCUGGCAUGUCCUCGUCUGGCUGUUUAAAACUAAUUAACAAAGAAACUAAUGAGGAGGUGGGCGGCGAGGCCAUGAAGCAAACCGCUGGACGCUGCAUCUCUCGGCUCACUGACCCCUGUACACAAGUUCGCUAUGUACAAGUAUUCCAUUCCACACCGCAGGUGUCUGGUCCAGUGGCAGAUGCCACACCAGAUGAAACGUGUUGUGAGUGCUUUUGUAUAAAAACAGAAACUAGCUUCUCGACUGCAACCCUUUGUCUCUUCCUUCAGAUGUGUGCCUGCCUAGAGAACAUUUUCAAAAAUGACUUGUUUCUUGUUUUUUUGUGUUGUUAUAUUUCAUAAUAAACUGUAGGCUUAGCAUGGAGUAUAUAUAUAUCUACAACAGGAAAUAGGCCUGGACUUGAUAUAUAUAUAUAUUAUUGUAUACAUGUACGGCGAAAAUAAAGGACGUGCGUCUGUGGGACCUGCAAUGCUACUAUGCCAUUACUUGUUUGUGUCCAGCUUUAUUUAUUAUUUAGUAUUUCUUCCCUGGUAAACACUAUGUUUUCUCAUUGCUGUUCACCUCACAGUUUUAACACCUUUGUUAAUUCAUUUGAUAGAUUCUAAUUUAUUAAGUCCGUGUUAGAUAUUGAUGAUAGAUAUCGUGUUAGGUAUGUCAGGUUUUUAUCUCACACAACCAGAACAUUCCAUGGAUUGAUACAUACUUGUAUGUGAUCCUGCUUGUUUGUUCAUUUUAUGCUUUUUUGAGAGAAGAAAAUCAUGUCACUUUAAAAUUUUUGUACCUGAAAUAUUCAAUUCCGCUUUAUCACCGACACUGGAAUUAAUUAAUUAUUAAUUAUAAUUCAUCACAAUAAUUAAUUAUUCAUUUACAAGUGUUUCGUUCGUGGUCAUUAGUGGGUCAGUGUUGCACAUGGUGAAUAUACUUUUCUGUAAACAACACAACGGAUCUGUUAUAACCGCUUUGUGAUGUAAGGCCUGUUGUAAGAACUAAUAUGAAUACCUACCAUCGCUUGACCUUAACAACACCUCCAUCAGCAACAUCGUAGUUCAUGAUCAUCCUACCAGUGCAAUGUGAUGAUACCCUUUUAUUGCCCCUCUUCCUCCCUCCACCUACCCAGUAGGAACAUCGGUCAUUGUACACGCAUGAUAAUGUCAUGGACAAUAAAAACUCACAAAGUCUG
This is a messenger RNA of Pomacea canaliculata, 16184 nucleotides long. RefSeq names its product metabotropic glutamate receptor-like. The record is from RefSeq and is a predicted model, not a curated record. Bases 3539 to 6328 code for a protein of 929 amino acids. Lineage: Eukaryota; Metazoa; Mollusca; Gastropoda; Architaenioglossa; Ampullariidae. Gene Ontology annotation, cellular component: membrane. Gene Ontology annotation, biological process: G protein-coupled glutamate receptor signaling pathway; regulation of synaptic transmission, glutamatergic. The transcript has 8 exons. Gene Ontology annotation, molecular function: group II metabotropic glutamate receptor activity.